This is a messenger RNA of Pangasianodon hypophthalmus (striped catfish), 1280 nucleotides long. RefSeq names its product thiosulfate sulfurtransferase like domain containing 1 (gene tstd1). The coding region runs from base 128 to 484 and encodes 118 amino acids. Gene Ontology annotation, cellular component: mitochondrion. The transcript is spliced from 4 exons. The record is from RefSeq and is a predicted model, not a curated record. Lineage: Eukaryota; Metazoa; Chordata; Actinopteri; Siluriformes; Pangasiidae. Gene Ontology annotation, molecular function: thiosulfate-cyanide sulfurtransferase activity.
UAUUAAUAUUAAGGCAUUUGCUAUUGGACGGCCCGUUUGUGCCACGCCUACCCGUAUAUGAAUACAACAACGAGGAAGUAUAGCUGUACAUACAUCUGUUGGCUGUCGACCGGGUGAAAGUGUCAACAUGGCAAAUACAGAUAAAGAUAUCUCCUACAGCGAUCUCAAAUCCCUCAGAGAGAAGAGUAAAGACCUUCUGCUUGUGGAUGUGCGCUCCAAAGAUGAAGUGGACAGAGGACGCAUCCCAGGCUCCAUCCAUAUCCCACUGGACAAUGUGGAAAAGGAAUUCUCUUUGGAUGCACAUGCCUUUCAAGAGAAAUUUGGUGUCCCCAAGCCCCUGCUGGAUAGCCGUGAUCUGGUGUUUCACUGCCAGAUGGGACGGCGUGGAGGAGCUGCUACAGAGAAAGCCAGAAGCCUCGGCUUCAAGAAUGCACGGAACUAUGCAGGAGGUUACAAGGAAUGGUCAGACAAGGAAGGCAAAUGAUGCUGCUCCAGCACACAGCACAGCUGUCCAGUACAUCUGAUAGAGUAGUUUUAGUGGCAUUUGGACCAUGUUCCUUAUAGAGGAAAUUAAGAUGAUUAACACACUAAUUGUGAACAUGGCAGUUCAAAUCUGAGGGAGAACAGAAGAAAAUGGUGAAAUGAAAUUUAUGAUUUUAAUGAGUACUGACUGUUCACAGUCACAUGACUGUCAUCCACGUUUAACUCAGUGAAACUGUAUAAUAGAGAUAUUUAUCUGUAACAUUAUAAAUAUAUUUAAAUAAUUAGAGACUUAAAUUGGAAUACCUCAGGAAUUUGUAGUAAAUAUAAAUGUUAUUCAUUUGCAGACUGUACUCAAACCAUUUAAUUUUUAAAAUGAAUUUAAAUCAUGGGGUUUAAGAAGUCUAGUGCCUUCUUUGUAUGUUCUUUUUUUUUUCUUCAAUAUGGACAUUGUGGUUGCUGUUUUGCGCAUGCGUACAAACGUCUAUUCUGUACUGGACUGUUACAAAAGGAACCUGCCACUCUGUAUAUGGUGCUUUUUGGUGAAGCAGGUUGUUCAUUUAUUUUGUCUCAAUGACCGACAUGAGAAAGAUGGACAUUUACUUUGCUCUGUGCUCUUCUUUCAGGUAAAAUCUUGCUAUGACCGUGUCACAAAUCACUUUUUUACCAAACUGAACGCUGUUUUCUGUCAGUUUAAUACGCACACGGUUACGAACGGCAGUCCAAAAUGUCAUUUAGCAACUGUUGUCUGUUACAAGUUGUGUGAAUUCUUAGAGAACAAUUAAACCUGUUAUCCCUCA